Pleurotus ostreatus (oyster mushroom) is the source of this 1917-nucleotide messenger RNA. RefSeq lists its product as uncharacterized. NCBI's taxonomy places the organism in Eukaryota, Fungi, Basidiomycota, Agaricomycetes, Agaricales, Pleurotaceae. Bases 1 to 1917 code for a protein of 638 amino acids. Gene Ontology annotation, molecular function: ATP binding; ATP hydrolysis activity. The transcript has 10 exons. The record is from RefSeq and is a predicted model, not a curated record.
AUGGCACCUUCAGCUUCAAAACAAAAACGGCUUGCAGAGAAGGCAGCAAAGAGGAGUGCUGGUGUGGCCAAUGGAUCGAGCACUGCUGAUGGGUCGUCCACACCGUCUGGAUCGAGGAAUGGGAGCUCGGUGAACACGCCGAUGACUAGCCUGAGCGCUGCUACUAGUACGGACGAUUUGUCGGCAAUGGCGAAGUUGUCACUUGCAACGGAUCGGAGUGCGACUGGUGUAUUGGUCUCUGACCCAAAGGGCCGUGAUAUCAAGAUUGAUUCAUAUACUCUGUCGUUCCAUGGCAGACUCCUCAUUGAAAACGCUGAGAUUGCUCUCAAUUAUGGUCAAAGAUACGGUCUGCUGGGCGAGAAUGGUUCGGGAAAGUCGACCUUCCUGCAAUCCAUGGCCGAACGCGACAUCGAAAUUCCACAACACAUCGAUAUAUACCUGGUGCGCGGAGAGGCGGAACCAUCGGAGGUAAAUGCAGUCGAGUUCAUCGUAGCUUCGGCGAAGGAGAAAGUAGCCAAGCUAGAGGCGUACAUAGAGGAGCUCUCCGUAUCCGAUGAACCGAACGAUAUGGCUCUUGACCAAGCUUACGAGGAACUAGAAGAGCUUGAUCCCGCCACUUUCGAGACGAAAGCAGGGUCGAUCCUUCACGGUCUCGGUUUCACGCAAACGAUGAUGAAGAAGCCCACGAAGGAUAUGAGUGGUGGUUGGCGUAUGCGUGUCGCCCUUGCUCGGGCGCUCUUCAUCAAACCCCAUCUUCUGCUCCUCGACGAACCCACCAAUCACUUAGACCUCGGCGCCGUCGUCUGGUUAGAAGCAUACCUGAGUACUUACAACCACAUCCUCGUCAUAACGUCGCACUCGCAAGAUUUCAUGGACUCGGUGUGUACGAACAUCAUGGAUCUGACGAUGUCGAAGAAGCUGGUCUAUUACACGGGUAAUUACACCACGUACGUGAGGACAAAGAAGGAGAACGAGGUGAACCAGAUGAAGGCGUACCAUAAACAGCAAGAGGAAAUAGCUCAUAUUAAAAAGUUCAUUGCGUCGGCUGGUACCUACGCCAAUCUCGUGAGGCAGGCGAAAUCCAAGCAAAAGAUUAUCGACAAGAUGGAAGCUGCAGGGCUGAUCGAGAAGGUCGAGACACCCAAGCCUCUCCGCUUCAACUUCGAGGAUAUCCGCAAGCUACCACCACCGAUCAUCGCGUUCGACCGAGUCGCGUUCUCGUACUCCGGCAAAAAGGAAGAUUUCCUCUAUCAGAAUCUUUCCUUUGGUAUCGACAUGGACUCACGUGUGGCCAUCCUUGGUGCCAAUGGAGCUGGGAAGUCCACUCUGCUCCACUUGAUCACUGGCGCCCUACAACCUGUGGAAGGGAGCGUUUCCAAGCAUUCACAAUUGAAACUAGCCAAGUAUUCUCAGCACUCUGCUGACCAACUCCCAUACGAGAAAUCACCCAUUGAAUACUUCCAAUCGUUGUUCAGUGAGAAGUAUCCCGAAAAAGACAUAAUGGCCUGGCGAUCUCAGUUGGGUCGAUUCGGUCUCUCCGGUCACCAUCAGACUUCACCCAUCAAGCAACUUUCAGAUGGUCUGCGCAACAGAGUCGUCUUUGCACAACUUGCCAUGGAACACCCACAUAUCUUGCUGCUUGAUGAACCCACUAAUCAUUUAGACAUGGAGUCCAUCGAUGCUUUGGCUCGUGCUAUCAAGGAAUUUGAGGGGGGUGUUGUGAUUGUUUCGCACGAUUUCCGUCUGAUCUCCCAGGUCGCGGAGGAGCUGUGGGAGGUGGCGGAUAAAACCAUUCGUAAUCUCACGAAAGAGGAUAUCAGUAUCGUCGAUUACAAGAAGAAUCUUAUCAAAGCUAGUAAUGCCGCCAUCGAAAAGGCGAAACUAUUCAGCAAGACUGCGCCGAAGGGCAGGACAUAA